Molecule: messenger RNA, 1459 nt
Organism: Alosa alosa (allis shad)
Lineage: Eukaryota; Metazoa; Chordata; Actinopteri; Clupeiformes; Clupeidae
Gene: sbk3
Product: SH3 domain binding kinase family, member 3
Exons: 4
Coding region: 252-1343 (363 amino acids)
Biological process (GO): peptidyl-serine phosphorylation; peptidyl-threonine phosphorylation
Molecular function (GO): ATP binding; protein serine/threonine kinase activity
Source: RefSeq, a predicted model, not a curated record
ACAGUCCUAUCGGUCUGAUACAACACAACAUGCAAGUGCGUUCAACUUGUGCGUGGGCAGAAUCACAGCAGUUGACUUAGAAAAGCUGUCCACAGCAAGUAAAGAUCGCGCACAGCAAGCCAGCACUAACCCAACGAGAGGGUAUAAGACUCCAAAGUGAAAAGUUUGUUCAUGACUGCAUAUGGACAGGACAAUCUAAGAUAGAGAGAGAACAAUAGAGAAAUUAGUCACUUUGAAGAAGAGUCAACAACAUGACAGCUGCGACAGAGCAACUGGACGAGCUCUGCUAUCUCACAGCUCAGUCACUGACCACACUGAAGACGUCAGAGCACUUUAAGCUUAUCAAGCUGCUGGGACAGGGGUCAUAUGGAAAAGUCAUGCUGGCUGUGCACAAGAAAAUAGGGACACCCAUGGCACUGAAGUUCUUCCCUCGCCCGGACACGUCCCUCCAGGCGUUCCUGCGCGAAUACAACCUUUCGCUGUCCUUCUGCACUCAUCCCUCUCUCAACCGAGCCCUCGGGAUCUUCUACUCCACUCCCUCCUACUACGUCUUUGCGCAACAGGCCGGUCUCCAUGGUGACCUGUAUGAUGUCAUUGUGUCAAAGGAUGGUAUAAGUGAGGAGUGCUCUCAGAGAGUGAUAUCUCAGUUGAGUGGGGCUGUGUCCCACCUCCACUCUCUUGGCUUUGUGCACCGUGACAUUAAGCCUGAGAACAUCUUCCUCUGUGAUGCUGCGUGCCGCUGGGUCAAGCUGGGGGACUUUGGCCUGGUGAGGGCUCAGGGCACGGAGGUCCGUGCCGUCUGGUAUGAGUCACCCUUCUGCGUGCCUGAGGUAGCCGUGGCCAAAAGGAAGAAACUUCAAAGCAGGACAAAGAAGGAAGUGGAUGGGGAGGAGGAGGAGGAGGAGGAGGAAGAGGAGGAUAUUUGGAUGUCCGUAGAGCCCAGUUUGGAUAGCUGGGCCUUGGGAAUUCUGGUGUUUUGCCUGCUGACCAGCUGCUUCCCCUGGGAGGAGAGCACCUCAGAUGACCCGUCCUUCCGCGCGUACAAGAAGUGGUUCGACCACAUGGCCGACAGCGAGGAGGACGCCAACUGCUAUGACCAAAUCGCUCCGUACUUUUCCAUCUUCAGCCCGCUAGCUCUGUCCCUCUUCAGGCAGCUGCUGAACCCAGAGCCCUCGCUCAGGUCCGGGGCCGACGAGAUCCCGGGCUACCUGGGGGGCUCCUGGCUCCUAGAGACUGAGCAGGAGGAGAGGAGGAAGGCAGAAGAGGCCGAGAGGGAGGCCAGGAAAGUGUCUGACGGAGGAGUCACACGGGAGAAAGAGAAGGAGGGAAGAGGAGAAAGAUAAAUGGUUUACCCCUUAUAGUGUUAUUCAUUGGCCCUUGCACUGUAUAUGAAGAGUUCAGAUGCAAAACCCUCUAAAUCCGUCUGACUACUUUUCUUUUAAAUGAGCAUUUAAAUUCA